Molecule: messenger RNA, 885 nt
Organism: Merops nubicus (carmine bee-eater)
Lineage: Eukaryota; Metazoa; Chordata; Aves; Coraciiformes; Meropidae
Product: arf-GAP domain and FG repeat-containing protein 1-like
Exons: 7
Cellular component (GO): cytoplasmic vesicle
Source: RefSeq, a predicted model, not a curated record
GUGUGCAAACAGAUUUGGCUAGGCCUAUUUGAUGAUAGAUCAUCAGCAAUUCCAGACUUCAGGGAUCCACAGAAAGUAAAGGAGUUUCUCCAGGAAAAAUAUGAAAAGAAAAGAUGGUAUGUUCCUCCAGAACAAGCAAAGGUGGUGGCAUCAGUCCAUGCAUCCAUAUCGGGGUCUUCUGCUAGUAGUACAAGCAGUACACCCGAGGUGAAACCUCUCAAAUCUCUCUUGGGAGAAGCUGCACCUGCACUGCACUUAAACAAGGGCACACCCAGCCAAUCUCCUGUUGUAGUUCGUUCUCAAGGACAGCAGCAACAAGAAAAGAAACAAUUUGACCUCCUCAGUGACCUUGGCUCGGAUAUUUUUGCUGCUGCUCCUCCUCAGUCAACUGCAACAGCAAAUUUUGCUAACUUUGCACACUUCAACAGUCACACAGCGCAGAACUCUGCAAACGCAGGUUUUGCAAACUUUGAUGCGUUUGGACAGUCUAGUGGCUCGAGUAAUUUUGGAGGUUUCCCCACAGCAAGUCAGUCUUCUUUUCAGCCCCAAAAUACAGCGUUCAGAACGCUUUCAUCUAGCUGCAGUUUGGGUGAAUUUACUUCAGCUUUUCCUCUCCAGGCUGUACACAGUGGAAGUGCUGGAUCUGCCAAUGCUAACUUUGCUCACUUUGAUAACUUCCCCAAAUCCUCCAGUGCUGACUUUGGAGCCUUUAAUGCUUCUCAGAGCAACGCAGCGGCCACUGCAGCCAGUAAAGCUGCAGCGAAUAAACCGAACCUCCAGCCAGCUGACAAAUACGCAGCUCUUGCCAAUUUAGAUAAUAUCUUCAGUGCAGGACAAGGUGGCAGCGAGCAGGGCAGCGGGUUCAGUCCGGCCGUGUCGGCGUCG